Lutra lutra (Eurasian river otter) is the source of this 2424-nucleotide messenger RNA. It is a transcript of the gene OLFML3, whose product is annotated as olfactomedin like 3. The record is from RefSeq and is a predicted model, not a curated record. Gene Ontology annotation, biological process: signal transduction. The transcript has 3 exons. NCBI's taxonomy places the organism in Eukaryota, Metazoa, Chordata, Mammalia, Carnivora, Mustelidae. The coding region runs from base 738 to 1958 and encodes 406 amino acids.
GAUGAAAACCCCUGUAAACUCAAUCUGCUUGGCUCACUUUGUGGAAAAUUUUCCACGGGACGUGUGGUCUAAGCCUUGGUUUCCCUGUGAAUCCUGAGAUGACACCAGGUGCCUAUCACAAGAUGGCGCCAAUGAGCUAUAGAAGAUGGUAGUGUAGCUGGGACCUCCGAUCUUUUCUCCCACCUCUUCUCCUCAAACCUCAUCUCUCCUGCUUCCAGCUUCCACUCAACAAGGCAGAAAACAAUUCAUGCUAUUAUUGCUGGGAAAGGAAAAGAUUAAUGAUGGAUGUUUCUUCAGAAGCCAGCACUGACUGGAAGGAAGCAUGCAUUCUCCUAAAACAGGAAUAGAGUUUGCUGAGUGUACUCUGGGGCCCCUCCCUCCUGCUGCCAGCUCCUUUUUCUGGGUGACUGCCCGGAAGGCCUCUGCCCGGGAGGCCUCUGCCCUGGGGUUUCAUCUUCUUCCCCUCUCCCGGGGAGCCUGCAUCCUAGGUGGGAGGCGGUUAAGGCUUCUGGCUGCUCUGCCAUAGGGCCAUCUGUGUUUGAUCAGUCCAGGCAGAAAGGAGCGGGUGGGGGCUGUAUGGAGACUGUGAAAGCAUUCCAGAGUAGUGAGUGAGAGAGACCCGAGAUCCAGAAAGAGAGAAAGCACCGCCCCCACCCCGCCUCCAAAGCUAAGCAGCGGGCUUGAGUGGAAAAGGCACAGGACCUCACACUCUACUCCGGCCCCGUUCUCCUGCUGCCAUGGGGCCCCGCACGCCUCUUGUCACCUUGUUCCUUUUGUCAUGGCUGCAACCCCUUCAAGGACAGCAGCACCACCUUGUGGAGUACAUGGAACGCCGACUAGCUGCCUUGGAGGAACGGCUGGCCCAGUGCCAGGACCAAAGUAGCCGGCAUGCCGCUGAGCUGAGAGAUUUCAAAAACAAGAUGCUGCCGCUGCUGGAGGUGGCCGAGAAGGAGCGCGAGGCUCUCAGGACCGAGGCUGACAGCAUUUCGGGGAGAGUGGACCGUCUGGAGCGGGAGGUUGACUAUCUGGAGACCCAGAACCCAGCUCUACCCUGUGUGGAAGUUGAUGAGAAGGUGACCGGAGGCCCUGGGAUCAAAGGCAAGGGCAGAAGAAACGAGAAGUACGAUAUGCUGACAGACUGUGGCUACACCAUCUCUCAGGUGAGAUCAAUGAAGAUCCUGAAGCGGUUUGGUGGCCCAGCUGGUCUAUGGACCAAGGAUCCAAUGGGGCCGACAGAGAAGAUCUAUGUAUUAGAUGGGACACAGAAUGACACAGCCUUUGUCUUCCCAAGGCUGCGGGACUUCACCCUUACCAUGGCUGCCCGGAAAGCUUCCCGGGUCCGGGUGCCCUUCCCCUGGGUAGGCACAGGGCAGCUGGUGUAUGGUGGCUUUCUUUAUUACGCCCGGAGGCCUCCUGGAGGACCUGGAGGGGGAGGUGAGCUGGAGAACACUUUGCAGCUCAUCAAAUUCCACUUGGCAAACCGGACCGUGGUGGACAGCUCGGUAUUCCCAGCGGAGGGUUUGAUCCCCCCGUAUGGGCUGACAGCAGACACAUACAUCGACCUGGCUGCUGACGAGGAGGGCCUUUGGGCUGUCUAUGCCACUCGGGAAGAUGACAGGCACUUGUGCCUGGCCAAGUUAGACCCUCAGACCCUGGACACCGAGCAGCAGUGGGACACCCCAUGUCCCAGAGAGAAUGCCGAGGCUGCCUUUGUCAUCUGUGGGACCCUGUACGUUGUCUAUAACACCCGCCCUGCCAGCCGCGCCCGCAUCCAGUGCUCCUUUGAUGCCAGCGGCACCCUGACCCCCGAAAGGGCGGCACUCCCGUAUUUCCCCCGCCGAUAUGGGGCCCAUGCCAGCCUCCGUUACAACCCCCGGGAGCGCCAGCUCUACGCCUGGGAUGAUGGCUACCAGAUUGUCUAUAAGCUGGAGAUGAGAAGGAAAGAGGAAGAAGUCUGAGCACCUAGCUCUGGUGGUUGAAUCUCCCUCACCUCUACACAUUUCUGUCCCCACAACAUUUCCUGCUCCUCAUGUGGGCAACUUGCAGUUUGGGGCCCAUAAACGCAGCCAAUGGAAGCCAAAUUCUCAUAGCCCCUCCGUUUCCUGUGGGACCUUAGAUGUCGAGAGAUCUUUUCGGAGCUGAAAGAGAGACAACCCUAAGUGUCGCUCCCCUCCUGCCCCCUGGCAAUGAAUUUCAGGCCAAAGGCCACGCAGACCCAGAGUGCUGACCCUCCUUUGGGGGCAGCCCCAGCAAACGGGCAACAGAAUAUUUCUUGCCUCAGUGCAAGUCCGGUGGAGGGAGAGAGUUCUAGGAGGAGGAGACUUUGGCUCUCUGCCCUUUCCCUUUAGUGCCCCGGAGAAUGGGGGCUUUCUCCACAUCAUUUUGUAUUGCAAGGUUUUGCAUUAAAAGGAAAAUCCACUGCUC